Molecule: messenger RNA, 3917 nt
Organism: Podarcis raffonei (Aeolian wall lizard)
Lineage: Eukaryota; Metazoa; Chordata; Lepidosauria; Squamata; Lacertidae
Gene: HNF1A
Product: HNF1 homeobox A
Exons: 10
Coding region: 1008-2966 (652 amino acids)
Biological process (GO): regulation of transcription by RNA polymerase II; pancreas development; insulin secretion
Cellular component (GO): nucleus
Molecular function (GO): DNA-binding transcription factor activity, RNA polymerase II-specific; RNA polymerase II cis-regulatory region sequence-specific DNA binding
Source: RefSeq, a predicted model, not a curated record
UGGAAAUAUGAACAAGUGAGGGAAACCCAGAUUGAGAGAUCCACCCAUCCCUGGUGGCAGCAGAACGUGGGACAGAUAGGUUGUCAUCCUCAAGUCAAAUCUAUCAUGAACAGCGUGGCCAUGCCCUUCUGCAGCUUAUUUUCAUUGCAACAGGGCUUCUUCCGGAAGACAACCUCCUGAUGGACCCAGUGAGUUAGGAGCUGAGGGAGAGAACCAUUUGAGGAGGAGAGGACCAUCUACAUCUCAGAAUGUGCUGGGCCAGCCCUUUCUAUACUUUCCAGCCGCAUCCCAAAGGUACAUAGGAAGCUACCUUAUACAGAGUCAGACCAUUGGGCCAUCUCACCCAGUACUGUCUACACUGACUGGCAACAGCUCUCCGGGGUUUCAGGCAAGAUUAUUUCCCAACUCUGCUUAGAGAUGCCAGGGACUGCUUCUGCUUCUGAGCAGAUGUUCUGCUACUGAGCUUGGUAUCAUUCUAUUAUGUACCUUUCUAGGAGAUGCCAUUAAACUUCUUCCCAUGCCCAGAUCCUGCUCCUCUCCACCACCACCUGGUCCCUUCUUUUUCUUCAAGAGGUGUCUCCUGUGCGGCCUCAUCUCCUUUUCCUCCACUCUUCUUCCCCCUCUUAUUUUUCCUCUCUCUCUCCCUCCCUUCCUGGGCACUUUGUGAACUGCUGUUGCAAUGCCGAAGUCCAAAGUUCAGUAACUUGCCUAAGCACACAGAUAAAUAUGAACCUUGGAGAAUUUGCAUUGCUCCAAUGUAAACAGAUAGGCGAGGGUCCCUUUAUCAGCACUGACUCAGGACAGUUGUGGGGGGUCUGAAGCUGCUUUUUUUCCCCUCUUGGGGAAUUUUUUUGUUGGGGGGGGGUUUGCAAAGGCCGAACCUGCUGCCAUUUCUAUUCCGCUCCGACGGGUGGCUUCAGAAACAUGGUGUAGCAAACACGGGGAUCUGCGUCGAGCACGUCAGAAAAACCUCGGGCCUUAGGAGAAGCGGCCAGAACUAAAAGACCAUGGUUUCCAAACUCACUCAUCUUCAGGUGGAGCUGCUGGGGGCUCUCCUGGAAUCUGGGCUGAGCAAGGAGACACUGAUCAAAGCUCUGAUGGAAUCGGACCCCUACCCACAGCAUGGCGACAGCCAGCAGCGUACUGCCAGCACCAUCCAAGUUGAGAAAAGAGAACCCUGCACAGAACUCACGGCUCUUGCCAAUGGGAUGGGGGAGUCCAGGAUGUCCGAAGAGGAGACCUCUGACGAUGGAGAAGACUUCACUCCGCCAAUAAUGAAGGAGCUGGAAAACCUAAGCCCAGAAGAGGCUGCACACCAGAAAGCCGUGGUGGAAAGACUCUUACAAGAGGAUCCCUGGAGGGUAGCCAAGAUGGUGAAAUCCUACCUACAGCAGCACAAUAUUCCCCAGCGGGAGGUGGUAGACACCACAGGCUUGAAUCAAUCCCACCUCUCCCAGCAUCUCAACAAGGGCACACCCAUGAAAACUCAGAAGAGGGCUGCCCUCUACACCUGGUACGUCCGCAAGCAGCGAGAGGUGGCUCAGCAAUUCACCCAUGCUGGCCAGGGCAUAAUGGUGGAAGAUGCAAUGGGAGAGGACCUGCCGACGAAGAAAGGCAGACGCAAUCGCUUCAAGUGGGGCCCAGCUUCACAGCAAAUCCUCUUCCAAGCCUAUGAGAGGCAGAAGAAUCCCAGCAAGGAGGAACGGGAAGCCUUAGUGGAGGAGUGCAACAGGGCAGAGUGCAUCCAGCGCGGUGUAUCCCCUUCCCAGGCCCAGGGUCUGGGCUCGAACCUGGUGACUGAGGUGAGAGUUUACAACUGGUUUGCCAACCGCCGGAAGGAGGAGGCUUUCCGGCACAAGCUCGCCAUGGACAGCUACAGUGGGCCGCAGCCCGGAUCUGUGCCCACCUUGGGCUCUUCCUCGCUCCAGUCAGCAACGCCCCUCUCACCAAGCAAGGUCCAUGAACAAUCCCCUUUGCAGCAGCAACAGCAGCAGCAGCAGCAGCAACAACUCUCCUUUUCCGACUCUGGCAUGAGGUACAACCAGCAGCCCGUCAGUGAGACAGAUUCCUCAGACGGCAACCAGCAUGGGGGAAGCAAUUCCAUUGUGACCACCCAGACCAUCUUGCACCAUGCUUCUUCCCCUGGCCUGUGCUCAGUUAGUUCUGCAGGAGAUGCAAAGCUGAUCUCCGCUCCUGGGGGCUCUCUCCCCCCAGUUAGCACCCUGACAGCCCUGCACAGCCUAGAGCAGAACCACACCCUGAGCCAGCAAACCCAGAACCUCAUCAUGGCAUCACUCCCAGGUGUCAUGGCAAUUGGGCCGGGAGACACGUCUUCGCUCACACCAGCCUUCACCAACACAGGGGCCUCCACUCUGGUCAUCGGCUUGGCCUCCACUCAGCCCCAGAGUGUCCCAGUGAUCAACAACAUGGGCAGCAGCCUCACCACCCUGCAGCCAGUCCAGUUCUCCCAGCAGCUGCACCCAUCGUACCAGCAGCCCAUCAUGCAACAGGUCCAGGGCCAUCUCAACCAGAGCCCUUUCAUGGCCACCAUGGCCCAGAUCCAGGCACCUCACGCUCUCUACGGCCACAAACCAGAGAUGGCUCAGUACGCCCACACUGGGCUGCUGCCGCAGACCAUGGUGAUCACAGACACAGCCAACCUCAGCGCCUUGGCCAGCCUGACGCCAACCAAGCAGGUGUUCACAUCAGACUCUGAGGCACACACAGAGUCUGGGAUGCACACGCCCCCCGUGCAGGCUUCCACCAUACACUUACAGAACCAAGAUGCCACCAUCCAGCACCUCCAGCCCAGCCAUCGACUCACCUCUAGCCCUGCUGUCUCCUCCAGUAGCCUGGUGCUCUACCAGAGCUCCGACUCCUCCAACAGUCACAGCCACUUGCUGCCGUCCACUCAUGGUGUGAUAGAGACUUUUAUCUCCACCCAGAUGGCCUCUUCCACCCAGUAGCCUGAUGACCACCCAAGGACCCAAAAUGCAGAGAAGCCUCAUUCGCAGCUGCCACCACCCGCUGAUGUCUGCCUGCCUGCCUAUGAUGGAGGGAGCAGCCAGCCAGGGGGCCUUUGUUCUCCUCCAGGACAGUGUGCAUACACACACACCCUUGUUCCACACCCCAAACCCUCCUCAAGAGGUGAAAAUAUGCGCACAAGGAACGGAACGGACCUCCUUCGAAGGUGGUGGACUCUCCUUUGUUGGAGGUUGACUGGCCAUCUGUCAGGGAUUCUUUAGCCAUGAUUCUUAGGUUGAACUAGAUUAGCCUCCUCUCAAACUCAACUGUUUUAUGAAUGCCAAGAGGAACUUUGUGUCUUUUCAAACAAGAGAGGAACGUCUGGCUGGCCCAUGCUCUUUGACUGCCUUCAGGACAGGACUGCAAUAGAAGCUGCAGCCCAGCUUAGACCAGGCAAGAGCCAGCCAGCCCUGCAGGCAGAAGCAAGGAGGGCUUGGCUCCGGCGGCAGCGAGAGACAUGUGUCCUAUACAUUUCUGCCGACAGGUUGAAGCUUCAGGCAGACCCUGUGCAGGUAGGCGCAUCUUGGUGCAAAAUGAGAAAGAAAAUCAUCCUCUUACUCAUUGUUCCUGCCGAUCAUCAAGAUACAAGCUUGUCCGGGGUCAAGCAAAUGUCCUUGAGGAGGAAACUCAGGAGCUCAGCCAGGCCACGAAGCCAACGGGUCAGAGCCAGAGACUCUAUAAAGUCUCCUGCUCAUCGGCGUGAGAAAAUAGGACUUUGGCUCUUGGCAGCCACAGAUCGCCUUACAGGAGCCACGUGUGACACCUUUGCAGGAAAAGGGAGGGAAAAGAGAGGCCCAGCUUCAGCUGUGAUUUCUGCAAUGUUGGACUAGAUGAACUUGCUCUAAAAUAGUCUUUAAUGGGAAGAACGUAUGAUACAGGAAGCAUUUUCAGAA